AACAGGUUUUAAAAAGCACCAUGCUCCUCCUCUGGAGUGAGCCGCAGGGACAGCUGCUCUUUGGCCUUCUGCUGACCUCAGAAACUAGAAACACUUAUUUCAGGCUUUGUCCCACUGGCCACUGUGGGCAGGAGUGGAAAACACCUGCCAGGUGUUGCCAUAAGAUCCACUCCGCCAACAGGAAACUUUUCUACAAGCUUUGCGGCUUAACAGUAUAGCCCCCUCCCAACCCUGCUUUCCCUCGGCGUCCAAACCUCAGCGCGUGUGGAGCGCCCCCUGUGCGCGAGGCUCGGGAGCCGGCAAGUGUGGGCAGCACUGUGCUCGCAGGGCUCCCAGGCAUUCUGUCUUCCCAACCGCCCUCCUGCUAGUACCUCUUGUUCCUGUUUUACAAAUGAGACUGGCGGUCGAAAAGAACACCGGGCCGUGGGACAGGACACGUCCCUGUGGGUAACUGACCCUGUGACCUUGAGCAAGUCGCUAGCCCGGCGGGAGCUGAGCCUAAGUUCUCUCCCCCUUGGAACACCGUCCCAGCUCACGGUCACGAGAGCUCAGCCGCCCCUGGAAGUGGGUUUCCAGACCCCAAGCAGUGGUUGGCCCGACCUGCCCCCAGAGCCGGAGGGCGCGGGGAGGAGCGGGCACGAGCCAGCGUCCCGCCCCCGCCGCGGCGACCCCGGGGGCCGACGCCCGACUCGGGUCGGACUGAACUACGGCGCCCGGGAAGGUCGUUCCGUGCCUCGCGAAGACGUCCGCUUCCGCCAAUCACCGCUUGCGGCCCGCCCCUCUCGUCGCCGGAAGCAGCCGUUGCCUCGAGCGACGACAACGUCCGGCUUUCCGAGUUGGCGGCGGGAAAGGCCAUGAGUAAAGGCCGGGCGGAGGCCGCGGCGGGAGCCCCUGGGAUCCUCCUGAGGUACCUGCAGGAGCAGAACAGACCCUACAGCGCCCAGGACGUGUUCGGGAACCUGCAGCGGGAACACGGACUGGGCAAGGCGGCGGUGGUGAAGGCGCUGGAGCAGCUGGCCCAGCAAGGCAAAAUCAAAGAGAAGAUGUACGGCAAGCAGAAGAUCUAUUUUGCGGACCAGGACCAGUUUGCCAUGGUGAGUGACGCUGACCUCCAAGGCCUGGAUGCCAAAAUCGUGGCCCUCACUGCUAAGGUGCAGAGCUUACAGCAGAGCUGCCGCCACAUGGAGGCUGAGCUGAAGGAGUUAACUAGUGCCCUGACCACACCGGAGAUGCAGAAAGAGAUCCAGGAGUUGAAGAAGGAGUGUGCUGGCUACAGAGAGAGACUGAAGAAUAUUAAAGCAGCCACCAACCACGUGACUCCAGAAGAGAAAGAGCAGGUGUACAGGGAGAGGCAGAAGUACUGCAAGGAGUGGAGGAAGCGGAAGAGGAUGGCAACAGAGCUGUCUGAUGCCAUUCUGGAAGGAUACCCCAAGAGCAAGAAGCAGUUCUUUGAGGAAGUCGGGAUAGAGACAGAUGAGGAUCACAACGUGAAGCUCCCAGACCCUUGAGGGGUCCCCCGGCAGGACCCGGGGGGGAUGGAAAAAAGAAAGAGAGGUCUGCACUGGUUGGCUCCUCCUGGUUGGCUUCUGUGUUUGUUCCUGCUGCUGUCUUUGGGCAGAGCAGCUGGGAGAGGGGCAGGAGCCAGAGUAUGGGGCGCGGGGAGUGAGCGAGCCCACAGCCGAUGGUCAGGCUCAGGUGCGUUUUACUGGCUACAUUCCAGUUGCUUGAACUGAACGCUCCAACUGGAAACAACGCUAAAGGAAAGCAUUUGGCAGUAUUUAUUGUAAUACAAUUUGAUAUAAAAAUACUUAAAUUUCCUCUGGAUAACCAAACCUCGCAGAUGUCAACCCUGCAGAAGGCUACAGAGUAGAGACAGGAAACUAUAUAGCAUUCAAGGAGCCCGAGGCCUUAAGCAGGAUUUCUUGGAGCUCUGUACCCCAGGAGGCCUUUAAAUACCUUCUCUACCUCUUCACUCUGACCCCAAGUCCUGGGAGAGAUGCAGGCAGCACAGGGAUAGAGACCCAGAUACACUUGACAGGAAGGGUGGGAGUGGUUCUGAGGCCCAGUUUGUUUUCCAAAAUUGUAAGUUUAGCAAACUGCACUGUUGGUGUUUAUUUAGAAAAUUAAAAAAAAAAAAAAAAACUAUUACCAUGUAGUGCUGUGUGUCACACUUGACUUCUCUGUGCUGUGCUCCUGCCUGUGGACACAGAGGGAGCAGGAGCACACAGGAAGGCCGCUUCCCUCUAGCACCCAGAGAGGGUAAGAGAGGCGAUGGAGUAGCAGGUGAGGGCAGGAUCCUGGCAGCCCUGCCCAGAGCUGGCUGGCAGAGCCCGGGUCCCACCUUGGGCCCACCAAGGGAGCCCUAGCCCAGGUACUAGGCAGCCUGUCACACUUCAUGGCUGUGAGAGUAUUUCCUCAUGUUCCUUUCUUUCUGUCCAACUACUGCCAAAAUGGCCAAACUUGGGCCAGGUGUUGCCCAAAUCUGGUCCAAGAGACCAAACCAAAUGCAAAUAGUAGCUCCCAGAUAUGUGUAGAUCUGGAGCAAAAAUCUGAGGCUUAGAAGGGGAGAGGACGGGAGCUCUUGGGGAUGCCCAGAGCAGACUGAGGAUUUUUACGGGGAGAGGGGAAAGACAAGAGGCUCGAGUUUUGUGGUCAAUAUAAUAAAUUAAAGCUUUCACAAAACAAACACCCCAGCCCCACUGAGGAUGAGGGGUUUCGGGGAACCAAAUGCUGGGAACCAGGGAACCUGUGUGCAGCAUCGAGUCUGAUCUCAGAGGGCCAGCGGCUCUGUGGCCAAGCAGGAGACUUGGGCCUCUCGCUGGCUCUUCUGUGGGUUUGGGGCGCUGGUCAGUAGAGCUGGUUCUUCAGCUGGUGCAGGACACCAAUCACGAUCUCCCGGAGGGUCUGGUGGGGGCAGCAGAGGGAGGCAUGGGUGACGCUCAGGCAAGGACAGAGCGCGGGCUCUGUGACCUGUGCCUACACAAGGCGUGCUCUUUAGAAUGCAACAGAAAAAGCCCCUGGGCCGCACUGCUAUCUGCAGUUUACUCUGAAAUGUCCCUACAGAGCACAGGGAAAGGGAUGGAGGCACGGCCGGCUAUGUGGAAAAGCAAAUGCAAGAAAUGGAAAUGGCA
Messenger RNA from Mustela erminea (ermine), 3131 nucleotides. It is a transcript of the gene PSMC3IP, whose product is annotated as PSMC3 interacting protein. Gene Ontology annotation, biological process: homologous chromosome pairing at meiosis; meiotic joint molecule formation; meiotic strand invasion involved in reciprocal meiotic recombination. Lineage: Eukaryota; Metazoa; Chordata; Mammalia; Carnivora; Mustelidae. The record is from RefSeq and is a predicted model, not a curated record. Gene Ontology annotation, molecular function: recombinase activator activity; double-stranded DNA binding. Gene Ontology annotation, cellular component: DNA recombinase auxiliary factor complex; condensed nuclear chromosome. Bases 855 to 1508 code for a protein of 217 amino acids. The transcript is spliced from 8 exons.